Messenger RNA from Macadamia integrifolia, 573 nucleotides. Its product is annotated as cytochrome P450 76A2-like. Gene Ontology annotation, molecular function: iron ion binding; monooxygenase activity; heme binding. Bases 1 to 573 code for a protein of 190 amino acids. NCBI's taxonomy places the organism in Eukaryota, Viridiplantae, Streptophyta, Magnoliopsida, Proteales, Proteaceae. The record is from RefSeq and is a predicted model, not a curated record. The transcript has a single exon.
AUGGAGCAGAUAUUAGGUGGAGCUCUAGAAAUUGCAGCUGGCUUUGUGAAGGACAGAGUCCAAGAACAUAGCUUGGAGCAGGAGAGGAAGGACAAGAAGAAGGAUUUCCUGGAUGUGUUAUUGGCAUUCCAAGGCAAUAAGGAGGAUGAGCCCAAUAAGAUCUCCAGAAAAAACCUUAAUGUGUUCAUACUGGAAUUGUUCAUUGGGGCUACGGAGACAACAAAUAGUACAACAGAGUGGGCAAUGACAGAGCUACUUCGGAACCCAGAAUCCAUGAACAGAGCAAAAGAAGAGCUUGAUAAAGUUGUGGGUUGGGAAAGAAAGGGAGAAGAGAACGACAUUGGACAGUUGCAGUAUCUACAGGCAGUGCUGAAGGAGACAUUGAGGUUGCAUCCACCCACUCCUUUACUUUUACCACGGAGAGCAGUGGAGGAUACAGAAUUGACACCCCUAAAUGAUAUAUCCUUCCGUGUAUGUUCUUGCAUCCCUUGUACUUUCAUACACCCAACUUUACUCCUAAUGGUGAGUUUCGAAAUGCUUCCAUCUCUAAGUGGACUGAAACCUGACAUUUGA